Histoplasma capsulatum G186AR is the source of this 2278-nucleotide messenger RNA. Its product is annotated as PP-loop family protein. The record is from RefSeq and is a predicted model, not a curated record. Lineage: Eukaryota; Fungi; Ascomycota; Eurotiomycetes; Onygenales; Ajellomycetaceae. Gene Ontology annotation, molecular function: ligase activity, forming carbon-nitrogen bonds; ATP binding. Gene Ontology annotation, biological process: tRNA processing. The transcript is spliced from 3 exons. Bases 12 to 2078 code for a protein of 688 amino acids.
GUAUCAUUUGAAUGGCGCGAAGACCAUUGCGACUUGGCAGCACUGGCCCAAUUUCCGCGAAAGAGUUUUGUGAGGCCGUAACACAUCUAUGGGGAAUAUGGCGAGGCGCUUCGACUCCCAGCUUGCCAUCAAGAAUAGGACUGGCUGUCAGUGGGGGCGCUGACUCGAUGGCAUUGGCUUUCCUGUGCAGACAAUUAAUAUCGGAACGCUUGAUUCCUGAUUUACAGGUGAAGCCCUUCAUUGUGGACCAUCUGGCUCGAGAAGGCAGCACGGACGAGGCACAAAAAGUAGCAGGUUGGCUUAGAGAACUCGGUUAUGACCCUUCUAUCCUAACCCUCCGUUGGUCGGACGGAACUGACCCGUCCAGCUUGUCUGAUUUUGAAACCCUGGCACGGAAGCUCCGUUAUCAGAUUCUUGGGCAAGCUUGUAAAAAAUACAAUACACGAGCACUUUUUUUGGGACACCAUCUGGACGAUAAUGUUGAAACGGUCCUCAGUCGGCUGACUCGUGGACAACGCCAGGCAACUGGUCUCAAGGGCGUCGCCAGCAUAGGCCAUAUACCAGAAUGUCAUGGCAUUUAUGGGGUAGCGGAGAGUGGCUCCGUCAUCCGUUUAAUGAAUGCUCAAAGCAUGAUAAAUGCUACCAGAGCCAGAAACUUCUCAAGUCACGAGAGUUACAGCUCUAAAGGCCUACAACCGGAACGCUCUACCACGACCGAUCGGGCCCGCCGCUUUCGUGCAGAUCUAAAACUACCUAUUGCAGAGGGUGGCAUUUACCUAUUCCGUCCGUUUAAUUCGUUCCCAAAGUCACGUCUCACGUCUACUUGUCUUGAAGGCGGCAUAAAGUUCGUCACCGACCGAACAAAUUUUGAUCCUACCCUUACCUCUCGAAACACACUACGUCAUCUCCUUUCCAAUGACAUGCUUCCUCGCGCACUGCAAGCUCCAUCAAUAUUGCAACUUAUCGAGAACAGCCAGCGGAUUUCAGAUGAACUAGGCAAUGAAUCUAACGCCUUCUUAGAAACUGUCCGAGUUCGCAAACUUGACCUUCGAACUGGCAGCCUUGUUCUCGAGUUCCCUGGUCCUCGAGAUAUGGAAAAUAUCGGAAAAUCCCAGGAUAUGCCGGUUGAGAAUUGUCCCCCUAAACUUCAAAAGACACUGGCGAUUUCUUUGCGGCGCCUCCUGGAUAUUGUGUCCCCUGCUCCGAAAAGUGACGUACCGCUAGAGAAAUUCACGUUGGCGUUACAAAAGGUUUUUCCAGCGCCUGGAACAACGCGUGACGAAGAGCCAGCUCCUGCUAGAGGGAACAUAUUUACUGUUGGCGGUGUGAAAUUUGAACCAGUAAUGCUACCGAAAAUGUGGGCUGGUGGGAAAAGCGUCUCUCUCAAAUCAUUUGCCCCAAGGAAGCAAACUGAUUAUUUCCCAAACACUUGGCUUCUGACCCGCCUGCCGUACUCAAGACGCACCCCAAAGCCUGUUUCCAGUUUCGAGAUUCCACUUCCUACUUCAUCUCUUGCGGACAGUGCAGUCGAAUCACGCUGGUCUUCCUGGCAGCUUUGGGAUAACCGAUACUGGAUACGAUUGCGGGCCGAAAAAGCAACCCCAGGGAAUCCUGUGGAAGAGGGUUCGUUUGAAUCUAACGACAUGAGCAUCCCUGUUGUGGUUCGUUCAAUGGAAGGACCAGACUUAGCAGACGUCAGACGCCGACUCGUGAAAUACACAUGGUCGCUUUCUAACAAACAAUUUGAUCCUAAUUCCGUCAAACCAGAUAGUCCCUCGUUCGCAACACUAAGGACGAGACAUCAUUUAGAUGACCUUCUCCAGUACCAUGCGCCAGGUGACCUGAGAUAUACUAUUCCCGUCAUCGCAGAAGCAACUGGGCAAAAACGGGUCCUCGCAUUUCCAUCGUUCGGAGUAAAAAUGCCAGUAGCUUUCACUCAAAGGAUGCGGGAUAACAAUGGCACUUGGGCCUUAAACUGGCAGAUAAAUUAUAAACACAUUGAUCUCGAUCUGUUGAACCUGAUAUCUCGGGAUUUGGAGACAGUACUAUCUCAAGUCACUCCUAUUAGCGAAACUUGAGGCGAAGUUUUCAUUUUGUCCAUAGAUAUCCAGGUCAAGGACCCCAUUUUGAAAACGUUUUGUAUAUAUGUAUAUUAAUAGACCUAAAGGAAAAACCACCGAUACAAACUAGCGAACUUCCUAGAGUGUGCAGCCUGGUAUGGACUGCACAGCCACUAGCAUUCGAGCACUAACAUCAGGUCUUCGAUUGCACAUCCUCU